CAGUUUGUUCAGUUUUUAUCCUCUGUCAGUCCAAGCUCUUAUACAAAAUUAUUAAAUUCAGUGACUAGUUUUUCUAGCCUAACAAAGAAAUUUUGUUUUAAAAGGGACGGUGUGCAGCUGAAACAUUUGUCACCAUUUGAUGCACUGCUCCAGAUUAUAGCAUAAACUAAAUUUGUAUCUAUACAAUUUUUUUACAGGUUGCAGAACAGGUAUAUAAAUAAAAAAAAGCGGUCAAAGACAAUGGCAUGCUGUCUUCUUGCACACAGAAAAAAAAAAGAUUAAUUAGCACACAUUCAGGCUUGUAGUCAAUAAUUACAAAUAAGAGCAUUUGUUUUGUAUUUAAAAAUAAUCUCAGAGGGUAUAUAUUUGGAGGGAAUAUAUUCUCUUUGUUGUUAUCUUUCUACGUGUGGAUUGUUUGGGUUGGUCCCAACAGAUUGCAUCAAUAUGAUGUCAACAAAGUCGGUUAGAAAUAUAUUUCUUGAGAAAAAUACCUGAUAAUUACCUGAAUUAUGUUUGGAAAUUUUCUCAAAAGUUCAGAGUGUGAGUAGCGCAGAAGUUGAUGACAAUUUUCCUAGAGCGAGACAAUCAGGUUUUGAGUAGGCUAACCUGUUGUCAGGUGCAGAAUAUAUGCAAACUGAAGUGCACUGAAGCCCUGACCAGGAACCGGUAGAGUCUGUCUCUUCCUCUCUCUUGAAUCAGAAGACCAGGAGUCCAUAACGAGAGCCUACGGUAGAGUUAAAAAGUAUUUUUCACCUAGGAUCCCAUUUUAACCGGCAGCAGCAACAGCAGCAGCAGCACAGCCAUGCUACCUCUUGCCGGCACUUCCAGUUAGGUCCUCAGGCUCCGCUGCCCAUGGACUUCCCAAUGCCCCAUCCAGGGCAGCCGCAGUCAGGCAUAAACCCCCACUUGGCCCCUCCUGGCCACCAGCACGGUCCUCCGCUCCACCCACCUCUGAACCCACUGCCCGCUCCUCAGUUCCAGGACAUCCCCGGCCCUCCAUUCCUACCUCAGGCAUUACACCAGCAAUACCUCCUCCAGCAGCAGAUCCUCGAGGCUCAGCACCGACACAUUCUGCCGCCCUCCAGUAGACGCACCCCAGAGAGAGUUCCACACCAGCCGCAUAGACUGAGACCAGGCUAUGAGUUUGGCCCACCACUCCAUGUCCCUCCUCAGCCUGUGGUGCAGCAGCCUCGCUACCUGGCUGAGGGAACAGACUGGGAUCUCAGCGUGGAUGCUGGGCUGCCCCCUCACCAGUACCACAUCCACCCGCUGCCGCAGCACUAUCAGCACUACUUGACCUCCCCCAGGAUGCACCACUUCCCCAGAAACAAUGCCUCAACACAAGUGGUCGUCCAUGAGAUCAGAAAUUACCCGUAUCCCCAGUUGCACUUGCUUGCUCUGCAGAGUCUCAAUCCAUCCCGACACGCCUCUGCCGUCAGAGAGAGCUAUGAGGAGCUUUUGCAGCUGGAGGACAGACUGGGCAGCGUGAACCGCGGAGCCGUCCAAACAACCAUUGAGAGAUUCACUUUCCCCCACAAGUACAAAAAGAGAAUACCGCAGGACCUGAAAAUGUGUCUGGAUGACGAGGAGCUGGACACGGAUGAAAAGUGCACUAUUUGUCUGUCGAUGCUGGAAGACGGAGAGGAUGUAAGGAGAUUACCCUGCAUGCACCUUUUUCACCAGGCCUGCGUGGAUCAGUGGCUGGCCACCAGCAGGAAAUGCCCCAUCUGCAGAGUGGACAUCGAAACUCAGCUGAACCCUGAUAGUUGAUGGCUCCUGUUUACCCCUGCAGCUUUAGAUGUGGUCUUGUUAUUUCUCCAUCGUCUCCCCUAGUCCCUGGGGAGGUCCCGCCAAACACCCCUCUUCCCUUCUGCAUCACUCAAAGAGCCUGCCUUCUGAGACAGCCGUGACAGAGGGAUCAACAAAGCACACUCAACCUACAACACAACAAAAGAAGAAAGACGGGCGGCUGACGCACAGACAGGUGGCUGGACUGAACUGAAGGUCAGUUCAAGGGACUUUGCUGGAUGUGAGGGGUAGAAGAAGAGACGCGUAUGGACGGAUGUGCUGAGGCUUCACACGACUCUGGCAGAUCGUGUACACCCACGUACAUUUCUCCAUACACCUGCCAAGAGAGAGGACGCUCUUGACUGCCAACGUCCUGAGCUCAGUGUGGUGUUUCAGGGCUUUUUCUCUGCCAGUGAAUCCAAGCCCUCUCUGCCCUCUCCCUUCUAGGCCUGUGAAAAAUCCUUUAAGCUGCACUCUGCCCAAGCCCUGACUCAGCACAUCUGUAUAGAACAUCGUCAAAUGAUUAGCAUGAGGUUGUUUGGUGUGAACCCUUGUAGCUGAACGCUUGUGGUGUAAUGGAGUAUAGUACUGAAUAAGUAUUUACAGAGUAACAGUGUUGUGUAGCAAGCAAAAAAGCCUUUUGGAGAAAUAUGUUUGUUGAAGAUAAUCCUACACAGAGGAAGAAUAUGGCUGUAUUGCUAUAUGUAUCGCUCUACUGAGUAUUCAGCAACGGGAGAAAGAGCCAAGUAAAAAAAACAAAAAAAAAACAAAAAAAGGCCAAAAAUCCCUCUUUCGUGUCUCACAUGGUUUUGGAUUUACAGUUAGUAGACGCCAUCAGAGGUGAUGCUAAUCCCACUAACUGCAGGCAUGGCUUUCAGUGAUGUGCGUAGUGUCGUAGCGGGGCCUCGACCUAGAGCGGAGGCCUCGGAUCUGCAUGCUGUUUGGCAGGCUUGGGCUGUGUCGUUGAUAUUGUGGAGCAAGUAGAAACAGGAACUGUGUCUGUGCAUGUGAACCAUUUAUUAUGAUCAUUCAUAGAGGAGGACAAGAAUGCACUCAAGUAGCCCCACAGCCAUCCCCUCACCCUGCUACUCAUCCGGAGUAGACCAUGCUUGCCUUUAGAUGCUGAGCUCACGCCAGUGUGGCAUUUCUCUCCUAAUCACGUCGGUUAGGGUUCAAAGAUCUGCGGGUGGAUCUGGGUCUAAUGGCAACUCCCCUCCAUAGCCUCCCUCUUCACAAGGCAUGGGCCGGUAUGAGAUUCUCAUGGUAUUAAAACAGACAG
Cyprinodon tularosa is the source of this 3067-nucleotide messenger RNA. It is a transcript of the gene ark2cb, whose product is annotated as ring finger protein 165b. NCBI's taxonomy places the organism in Eukaryota, Metazoa, Chordata, Actinopteri, Cyprinodontiformes, Cyprinodontidae. Gene Ontology annotation, molecular function: ubiquitin protein ligase activity; zinc ion binding. The coding region runs from base 853 to 1770 and encodes 305 amino acids. The transcript is spliced from 9 exons. The record is from RefSeq and is a predicted model, not a curated record.